AUGCCGGCUACAACGCUUACCGGGGAAUGCGCCUCCAUGCAACGAUUUGACGACGAAAGGGAGGACGAGAGGCGGCAGGAGCGGCUGCAGAAGUUGCGGCGAGACGCGGAGUACGAGCGGCUGCUGGGAAGCGACGAGAUGGCGGAGGUGCUGAUGUACGGCGCUAGCAGCCGCGAGGAGCGCAUCAUGCAGAUGGAUGCGCUGGUGGAAACGCAGCGAAAGAUAUCCUGGCGCGCCAGCACGGCGCACGCUAUUGUGCUCUCUGCGAACGUGCUUACGAUGGCCAUCAUGGCUUCGCAGCUCGCCAUGUACCGCUGGAAGGUUACGGAGGUCCAAACGCUCACCGAGGCGACUGCCAUCAUUCAGCAACAAAUCAUGAGGGCGCGAAAAAGCGGGUUAAAAGUAAGGCGUGCAGCAGCGACGACAUCGAGUCGAGCAAAAAUCUUCACGCGUAGCUCGCCGCUCGCUGCUCACUCUGCAGCGGACCGAAACGAUCCCCCUUGGGCAGAUGAAAAGGAAGGAGAUGCGGCGGCAUCCGCGGGUGGCGAGGCCGCGCAUACGAUGAAUGAGGAUGAGCGGAACGCGCGUCCGGCGAGUGCCUGCUCCUCCAUCUGUAGCGCGGAAGGGGAGGAGUUGGAGUUGGGGCAGAACCUCCCGCGAGACGACAUGGUGGCGCGACUGGUGGUGGUGGACGUCUGCACACACGAGCCGUUUCGCGACAUCGUGGAUUACCUGCGCUACUUUGACCGCGAGAACAAUAUGGGCCUCAUCAUUGUCUUGAUGCUCCACGAAAACUACGACAGCCACACACCCGGGAUGCUUCGCCUGCCAAAGCACAGCACCACCGCGGCGGAGGCGUACAGCUUCGGCUACGACUUGGUGCUGCGCCGUUGCUUUGACCACACCGUCGUUAACUUUUUCACCGAGAUGUUUAUGUCUUCGGCCGGGCGGUGGUGCAACGACAUACGCUCCAAGGGGGUCGUUGGCAACUACCGGGGCAUGCGGCAAAUCCUCCUGGAGAAUGAUGACAUGGGGCAACUGGGCGGCGGCCUCGCGGAUCUCGAGGCCCACAACGGCAACGACAACGUCGGUCUCUCGCGAUACCUGCAAAAUAAGCGCGUGCCUCAGUCCAGCGCCACAUCGGUGAUGCCGCAGCCGCAGGAUCUCCCGAACGUUAGCAGCGCCGUUAGCAGUGCCCGUCAGCACCACCAUGAGCAGCCCCCGCAGCAUCUCAGCUCCAUGUUUGGCAUUAAGGACGCCCUGGCGCACCUCAUGACCCCGGCGAAGAGCGUAAAACACGUCACGAAGCGUUCACUUUCCAUGUCGGGUUUUCCGGGAGACUCUCGCACCGGCACCAUCAGCAGUGGAAGAGAGGAGAGCGAGGAGCUCUACGAGGACGUGCUUGUGGAAGAGAAGGAUGAGGUGGAGGCCACUGUUGCCGCUGCCUACAAGGAGGAGAUCUUACGGCUUCUGACGGAUCUGGAGUGCAGUAACCGCACCGUCAUCCUCCUCAGGGAGGAGAUCGCCUACCUGCAGGAGUCGAUACUCUCCAGCACGAACCUUGCCACUCACUCUUCCCAACUCUCCACCUCCAACAACGACACUGUUGUGGAUAAACACACCUCCAUUGCAAAGGAGCAGCAGAUCAUGAUGCUGCGGCAGCGGCUCUUCUCCCUAUCAGAGAAGCUUAUGGCGUACGAGAUGCAGCAAAAGCUGCAUCCGCAGAGCAGACAGAUCCAGAGGCAGCGGAGCAAGGACGGGCAAAUGUCACACACCCCGGCGGAUAGGUUCUGCACGGCAGGCUCGGAGGAGGAGACCCAAGACUUUUCAGACGCCACGAUGUUGCAUCGCUUUCAGCCUCUGGAGAGCUCUCGCAUAGAGCGCACUAGCUGCAGGUUGCAAACCCCCACUACCUCGUUGUUUUCCACGCGUCCGGAGGAGGUAAACAUGGUUGACGCGCAGAAUACGACUGCCUUCCCGUUGGUAAAUCUGCAGCAGGAUGACAAAGGCGCGAGUUCGGGAGGAAGCGAGUUAGAGCUUGUGCGUCGAUUGGAGAAUGAGAAUAGGCAUAUGGGGGAACGCCUUUGCGACGCCCUCGAAACUAUCGUCGCGCAAAGACAGCUCAUCGCACAACUAGAGGAGAAUGUAAAUACGGCAAAACAAGGGAAAAAAAGCAAGAAAGACAAGAAACGGGUAGAGGAGUAUUCGGAUGACGACGACGGCGCCGGGCAACACCGUGGGGAGGGGGGCGGUGGCGGUACAAAGACAAGGCGCGGGAAGACGGGCGCACUGACUUCUUCCGGCCGCAACUCUUCGUGGGUCGGAGACGCCGUGCCGAGGGUGUUCACAAAACUCCCCAGCCCCACCUUUACCCGAGAGGAGCGGAGUGGAACACGGGUGAAGGACGUGCAGCGCGAGGGGGCGCAUGGGCGACUCAAACAUCGUCAGGAAGAGAUGGGAACAAAGUUGCCCUCUCAUGUGGCGGUUCCAGGGCGGCAGCGCAAGGCAGGUACGCAGGGGCCAGGGAAACGGUCUCAGGUAAGACCACACGAUACGCCCACGCACAAGCCUCUGUUGGCGUCGGAAAAAGAGCCCGUGAAGGAGUUUAAGAAUGACAAGCAUAAUUCGAAUGAAUUGAAACAUAUUUUUAGUGACAUAGCUGCAGCAAAAUCGGGUGGCAACGAGGAGGCGGCGGAGGAAGUGCGAUCCCAGGCACGCGAGGUGGCGCAGAAGUGUGCGGCGCGACAGCUGGAGGCCAACGGAUUGAAGAAGACACUGCAGGAUGUGGAGGUGGUAACGCACGGCAAUCGUGACAGCUCCGUUGAAACGCCGCGGCAGGUCCACUGGGGGGCCGCCAAGACUGCGGAGGAGGUUCUUGAGCGUGGGGAGAAUACCGAGGCCUUUGCGCAUGCAGUACUCUCUGCACAUGCGGCAGAGCAGAAGGUGCCUCGCUUGCCGCGAGGCGAAGUCAAAGAGGUAGUAACCGACGGCACAGGAGGAGCAAGCGCGGACUGUGGCGAUGCCACGAUGAAUGAGGGGGGUGAUAUCGUUGAAAGCGACGACAGAAGAAACGGUGGUGUUGGGGUGAGGCGUGAUUCCUCACAUAAACGGUCGCACCCAGACCUCGACGGUAGUUUGCAAGGGCCCAGGCGUUUCCAUCACGAGAGGCGCGAAAACAAAGAAGAACGAAAUCAAAACAAGCCCCCGCCGAAGAUGUACCGUGUUCCAGAGGGCGGAGUUGCCUUACCAGUAACCCAAAUGAAGCAGUCUCUCGGCGCGGUGAUGAACUCAUCCCGAGACCCGGACGAGGAAUCCAUGCGGACGAUUGGGAUUGAGUUGUACCUGGACCACCAUCAGGCACUCCUACGUUUCAUGCAGCAGGUGGGCAGUUAUAACGCGAUACUGCGGACUGUCUUGCAGGAGCCAGCGGAGGAGUUGGAGAAGCAAAUCAGAGAAGAAGUAUAUCGCAGAGACGGUAACGUGAGCGCCCAAUUUUUAAUCGCCAUGGAUACGGCGCUUCUAUCGCGUCUCGCAGCGCUGUUUAGCGACGAUGAAAGCCUCAGAGCCCGGUCUCUCUUGGACGUCCCGCCCCCAGAGAGUGGGCUCCUUGAAUCCCCGGCGUCGCCCCAAUAUCACCGGAGCACCGUUUCGUUUGGUAGCCCGCGUGGCUCGAGAAGCCCAACAGCGGUGGAGGAGGUGGAGAGGUUGCUGAACCGGUUGGAUAUCACCGUGGACGAGAUUCCCUUGUGGAUGCUUGACCUCCUUGAGAGCGGUGACGCGGAGGCCGCUGCGCUGCUGCGCGAGGACCCCGACGUCUCGCCGUGGGUGCGGGAGGCGCUGGUGAGCAUUGAGGAGGCGCAGAAGAAGCAUGGGAAGGGCAUAACGGAGCUGUUGCGCGAGCACCGACAAAAGGUUUUGCGGGAUAGACUGAGGCGCUCCAGGUGGGCCAACGCGGUGAGGAACCGCUUCAGUAGUAGUAGUAGUAGUAGUAGUAGAAGCAGCAGCAGCAGCAGCGACAACAGUGGAGGCAGCGAGGAUGCGAAGGAGGUGGAGGGUCCGCCUUCAGUGAGUGCAUCGCCGCGGCGUGUCGUGUCGACUUCCGCGUACCGCUGUGGGGUUCCACUAAAGCAGCGUCGCGCCUUGCUGCGUUGUAUCUCGCUCCGCAACCAAGAUAUCUUUCAGUUGGAGCCUAAUGGCGACGUGGCGCAGGAGGUGUCAAGACGGCUGCUGCGGCUGCGACGCCGCGGCGCUAGUUAUCAGGACGUCCUGCCACCGGUAGUGGCGCGAGGGCUGUCACGCGAGCAGCAGGCCCAGUCGAUGCAUGAAGUCUCCGGUGUGGCGUUGCCGCUCGAGGUGCCACAGGGCGUCGUGUGCGCGCGUAGCAGAGGCCUUAACCCCGCCAGACACGGCGUCACUUGCAAGGCGGGGGAGGUGAGCUACUCCCCCUUCACCCCAGAGGAGCUUGCGGAUCGUAUAAUGUCGUACCGUCUUGCCUUCUCGCGGCUCCGAGGAACAGACAGGCUUCCUGCAGGCAUGACGGCGGUGCUUCCCAGCUUCGCAAUCCCUGUCGCGGCGGCCUCCAUACCGGCGGCCUCACCCAUCGAUGCCGGGCCCAUGAGAAGACCUCUGCCGCACCGCCAGGGGUUGCAGGUUGAGUACGCCUCGUGGAUCUACGGUGUUCCAACGGAGCAGCUGUUUCCGAUGCUGCGCCGGGAGCAGCCAGAGGCGAGCGACGCCGUUGUGUUCCUUCCUGCCCGCUCCUACGCCAACGCGAGCGGCACGAACGCUACCCACCACAUUGGCACCGCGUUUGUUCGACGGAUGCUCGCGCGCGUGGAUUUGUUUUCCUCCCCUGCCACCUUUGCGGCGCGCCGGCUGAACGAGCAGCUUCGGGCGGCGAUGCCGGAGUGGCAGAGGGGCGUUAUAGGCAGGGCCAUCACCCCCGCCACCCGCGAGAGUCAGACACGGAGGCCACAACCUUCCGAGGCGAUGACAACAACAACAGCACCACAGGCGCCGUUGCCGCAACGGUCCGCGCCAAAAGAGGAGCAGUAG
Molecule: messenger RNA, 5055 nt
Organism: Trypanosoma rangeli
Lineage: Eukaryota; Euglenozoa; Kinetoplastea; Trypanosomatida; Trypanosomatidae
Product: putative dispersed gene family protein 1 (DGF-1)
Exons: 1
Coding region: 1-5055 (1684 amino acids)
Source: RefSeq, a predicted model, not a curated record